UGGCACUGUUGCAAUUGACAUAUUUGACAUCUUUGUUUUCUGAAUGUUUUCAUAACAAAUACGAAAACGAAGGGUUGCUAUCAACACAGAUUUAGUGAUUAUCAAAGGCGAUGAAGUUGUAAAAUAACUCCAUCAUGAACAACAGGAAAAGGCAACGCCUGGAAACAGUAGCUGGUCCUAAUUGCAGUGCUGAUUUAAUUGCAACAAAAUGUGAUGAACAAAAUAUGUUUCUAACUUCCAACAAUAUCGAAAAUAACGAUGCAAUGAGUGGCGAUGUGUAUUUUACCAUUUGCGAUGAAAAUUCUAAUAGCUCACAGAAAUAUUAUACAAUAACAGAGACAGAUUUGGCACAAAUUAAACAAGAAAAAGAUAUGUCAUUAGAAACUCUACCACUUCCUUAUCGUGUGAUAAAUGAAACAUCAAGAAAUUUACUUAAUAGCAGUACAGCAGUAACCAACAAGAGUCCACAAACUGGUUUGGCUACAGCAGUACAACUUCCCAGUGGUUGUGAAAUUUAUUUAGUUAAAGAAUAUGUCGAAUCUAAUUCACCAGAACAUGACGAAGCAAACAAAAUUACCAGUAACGUGAACAAUAAAAUAAAUGUUUCACUAAAUUCCAACAAUUGCUUUGAAACGAAAUCUAAUUUAAAUGUCAACAAUUUAACUAACGCAGUUAGUACUUUAACAGGCACUAAGGCAACUGCUGGUACGGUUGCAGUUAGCGCCACCGCUGAUUUGGAUACUAAACGUAAACAUAUUUUGUUAGAAACUUAUAAGAAGCGUGAUGACAAACGCCGUGCAACACACAAUGAAGUUGAACGGCGCAGGCGUGAUAAAAUUAAUAAUUGGAUAUUUAGGCUUAAAGAAAUGUUGCCUACAGAAAUACCAAGAAAUAUUUCAGGAAGUAAAUCAAAAACAUUGUCAACUUUGGAUAUACAUAGCAGUGAUGAAUGUUCUUUAGUAAAAGUAGAUAAAGAACAACUUGCAGCGAAUAAAAUGAGUAAUAUUAGUAACUCCAAUAAUACAACGACAAACGGUCGUUCCCCACCAAGUGACUCUAAAUCUCAAAUACUUAUAAAGGCUUGUGAAUAUAUUAAGGUUUUGCAAGAAGAAGUAAUAAGCUUGCGGGAGUGCCUUACGGAAAAUGAAGAACUACGUAGAAGCAAUCAACAAUUGCAAAACGAAUUAAAUAAAUUAAAAAAUGAACAGGGAAAUAAUAUAACUAACAACAAUCUUAAUAACACAAGUAAUAUAUAUAACAAUUUAUUUGGGGCUUCUACAAACUCAACGCAUAUUAAGUCAGUACCUGGUGGUGCAAUAUUAUUAGGCAAUGGUAAUAAUAGUAGUGGCGGAAACAUAUCGACUACCUCAGCUUAUACUAAACGUGAAUUAAUUAUAACAGAUUAUGUGGAUUAAGACUUCUUGAAAAUUAUACAAAAUGCGGGUGCAUGAGUAGCGUCUUCUAACCUGUCUGUCUGUCUUAUACUCUAUACCAUUGUUGCUGAAUAUUACUGUUUUAAGUCAUGACAACUGAGAUUAUGAUGGAUUGUUACUAAUUAGUCUUUUUAUCUCUGCUUGAAUAAUUUUAGCAAAAUAAUUAAUAUAAUAACUUGUUACUGAUUUCUAAGUAUCCUCUAUAUAAAAACCGAUUUUAUCUUUAGUGCAAUAUUUAUCUAUAAACAAUUUAAUAUUAUAAACAUUAAAGAAUUUACUAUUUGUUAGUUUGCAUGUUAAAGAAU
Messenger RNA from Teleopsis dalmanni, 1738 nucleotides. RefSeq lists its product as uncharacterized. The transcript is spliced from 5 exons. The record is from RefSeq and is a predicted model, not a curated record. Lineage: Eukaryota; Metazoa; Arthropoda; Insecta; Diptera; Diopsidae. The coding region runs from base 135 to 1415 and encodes 426 amino acids. Gene Ontology annotation, biological process: regulation of transcription by RNA polymerase II. Gene Ontology annotation, molecular function: DNA-binding transcription factor activity, RNA polymerase II-specific; protein dimerization activity; RNA polymerase II cis-regulatory region sequence-specific DNA binding.